AUGCUAGACGACAGAUUAAGACUUCAGGGAAGCAAUUUCACAGAUGUCCAGACACUUGAACAUCUCAAGAAACCGUCCUCAGCAGCAUCCCGAGAUGAACACCCAGAGGGGGAAUCACAGAAGGAGGAUACACAGGCCAACCCUAACACACAACAAGACCUUACUGCUCUUUAUGAAAAAUUCUACCAAUUGAUCAUCACGAUGAGCAAAACUGUUUUAGACAUACGUGAGAAGGAAAUGGAGUUAAAAAUCAAACCACAUGAACAAGCAAAGCAAACAAUCAAGAUCCUAACAGAUGCAAUGGUGUCGAUGAGUAGAAAGAUGCCUCCGCCUUCAGACAUUAAAAUUGACAAAGCACAAGGACUGGAGCAAUUGAGCCAGACAAAUGAUGAGGAUUCUCUUCCAGUGGGGAAAUCCGUGCCUACUUCAAAAGAAGUGGUGGUUGAUGAACAACAAACUCAACCACAAGCACAUGGAACGAAUAUCUCCACAACGGAAAAGAAGAGAUCCCAUCAAGAUUCCACCGGCCGGGAUUCAGGUUUGACAUCCACCUAUACUAGAAGGUCGAGAAGCACUGGUACCAGGAAAAGGAAAGUAUUCAAAGACCCAACUAUCCCACACUUUAACCUGGGUAUCUUCUCCAGUCAGGAAGACAGUUACGAGACAACCCAGGAGAAGAACACUGAGGAAGAUAUCACAGGAAGUGUUGAUUUAGAUAAAGAUGUCAAUGAGACUAUAGAAGCAGAAGAAUAUCCAGUACCAUCUGCACUCGACGAAACAAAGAAUCCCACUCCUUCCAUCGAUGAAAUCAUAAGAAGGGCCAGUGCACCAGCUUCAAAAUCAUUAAGUGAUACCAAAAAACUAGAGAUGAUUGCCGCUGCUGCAGAACAAGUUGAGAAGAACUCAAAGGUGGUUGAAGCAGUCCCUUUAAGCAUAAUUCCACCCGAUUGGAAUAUUGCUUCUACCACGGGUGGUCUAUUGAUGCUGGAGAAAAAUGAGUGUACCACACCACUGUCUGCAAUCUCAAAGGAAGCUGAUGAGCUUGAUGAAGAGUUAAUAAAGACAGUGGAAAAGACCCUCAAUGAAAAACCUAAGAGGAGAAAUCCACCAAGAGUCCACCGGUUGCUCGAACGGUUCAGGUCGCCGUUCAUGCUGCAGAAGAAAAACAAGAAAAAAUUCAUACAGUGGACAGAGGAGAAGAAGAAAAUGACCCAAGAAGAAGCCAUGUUGAUAGACUUCGCUCUCCUACAAAGACAAGAAGAAAUAGUUAAAUCAGGGAAACUCUUGUUUAAAUUUGGAAAAAUCGUUUGGGCAGACAGGAUAGCUUUCUAUUCCAUGAGGGAAGGGAAAUGGAUAGAAAACAGCAUCAUAGAUGCUUGGGCUGUCAUCCUAAACAAAGAAGAAGCUAAGAGUGACUCCCCAAGACGGAUAUUCUUUGGUGUUUCGUCAUUUGAUACAAUCAGUCGAUACUAUCAACAGGGCAGUAACAAAGAGGAAAUCGAGUUCACAUUCUAUGAGAGGUUGGGUCUUGAACUAGAAGAACAAGGCCUCACUGUAGCAUCCCUGUUAGCGGCAAAAGCUAUCUACUUCCCAGUACACUACCGAGACCAUUACUUCUUGUAUGUGUUGCUGGUUGAAGAAAAGAAAGUGCUUCUCCUCAACAAUAUUCAUGCAAAAGAUCUGGACUACUACAAGCCAACGAAAGAUCUACUUUUUCGGUUCUUCCAAAGCUACGUUGCAUGCGUGUUUCCACGCAUAGAACUGGUCAGUGCUCAGUACACCUUCACAGAGGUUACGCUACCAUCGCAUAAGGACAAAAGGCUGAAUGCGGAAGAUUGUGGAAUAUACACAAUGCACCACAUGGAGCGGUAUGAUGGUGGUGAGUACGAAGAUGGUACUACUUUGGAUUUCAACACAGGAAACAUCAAAGAGUACCGGUGGAAAUACAUGAUAAAAAUCCUUAUGCACCCAGCCAACAAAAAUAAGGACAAAAUCCUCGAAGCAAUGCACCAGUUCUAUACAAAUACUGCUGAAGAAGAACAAAAAGAAAUUCCAGAUCAUGUUGAUUUGAGUAGCAAAUCUUACUAUAAUGACAGAAAAAUUCAUGGAUAG
Oldenlandia corymbosa var. corymbosa is the source of this 2112-nucleotide messenger RNA. NCBI's taxonomy places the organism in Eukaryota, Viridiplantae, Streptophyta, Magnoliopsida, Gentianales, Rubiaceae. The record is from the annotation of a GenBank genome assembly.